Microcebus murinus (gray mouse lemur) is the source of this 1242-nucleotide messenger RNA. RefSeq names its product ephrin A4 (gene EFNA4). Gene Ontology annotation, biological process: axon guidance; ephrin receptor signaling pathway. Gene Ontology annotation, molecular function: ephrin receptor binding. Gene Ontology annotation, cellular component: plasma membrane. NCBI's taxonomy places the organism in Eukaryota, Metazoa, Chordata, Mammalia, Primates, Cheirogaleidae. The record is from RefSeq and is a predicted model, not a curated record.
UCACUUUGUACCUCUCUCGCCCCGACUGCGAAGCGGGCCGGGACCGACCGGGCCAGACCAGACCGGACCCCGGGGGCGAUGCGGCUGCUGCCCCUGCUGCGGACUGUCCUCUGGGCCGCAUUCCUCGGCUCCCCUCUGCGCGGGGGCUCCGGCGUUCGCCACGUUGUCUACUGGAACUCCAGUAACCCCAGGCUGCUUCGAGGAGAUGCUGUGGUGGAGCUGGGCCUCAACGAUUACCUAGACAUUUUCUGCCCCCACUAUGAAGGCCCAGGCCCCCCCGAGGGGCCCGAGACAUUUACAUUAUACAUGGUGGACUGGCCAGGCUACGAGGCCUGCCAGGCGAAGGGGCCGGGUGCCUUCAAGCGCUGGGUGUGCUCCCUCCCCUUCGCCCAUGUUCAGUUCUCAGAGAAGAUUCAGCGCUUCACACCCUUCUCCCUUGGCUUCGAGUUCUUGCCUGGAGAGACUUACUACUACAUCUCGGUGCCAACUCCAGAGAGUCCUGGGCAGUGCUUGAGGCUCCAGGUGUCUGUCUGCUGCAAGGAGAGCAAGUCCGAGUCAGCCCAUCCUGUUGGGAACCCUGGAGAGAGUGGCACAUCAGGGUGGCGAGGGGGGGACACUCCCAGCCCCCUCUGUCUCUUGCUGUUGCUGCUGCUCCUGAUUCUUCGUCUCCUGAGAAUCCUGUGAGCCAAGCGGACCCUCCCUGCCACCCCAAGAAGCCAGAGCCCUCCCAAGAUCUCCCAGAGGAGGAGGGAUCCCUGCCACCUGCGCUGGGGGUGCCAAUCCAGAUAAGAUGGAGCAUCGGUGGGGGAGGUCAGAGGGUCUGAGGUGACCCUUGCAAGUGCUUGCCCCCUCAUCACAGGCUAAAGAGGAGCUGCAGACAGCCCUGGACACCCUGGAGCAGAGAAAAGACAAACAUGGGGGCUUUGUAGGCUGUUUGGAUGGUCUCGUCCCAUCCCAGGAAGACUGGGAUUUGGUGGGAUCAAAUCCUUGAGCCAACUGGGGGCCAAGGCUGAAGACCUGGGGACAGGUGGAUUGCUGGACCAAGACAAAGAAGAAGCCCUACCAUCUGUGCCCUGUGGACCUCUUCCCUGGGGCAGCACCUUGCCCUCCCAGGGGGUCACUCACUUGUCUUCUGUGAAGACGGACUUGUCAUGAGGUUGAAUUUCAUGCCAAUUUGUAUUUUUAUAAGUGUCUAUACCAAACCUUCAAUAAACCACCCAUCUUCUUGUUGCCCUUCCCAAA